AUGUGCAGCCAUGCGCUGAAUAUCUCUGUUGCACGGCCAUUGAUUGCAAUCUGCGGGACGACCGGCGUGGGCAAAUCAAAGUUGGCUAUCGAGCUUGCCCUCGCCUUAGCGGAGGGUCGGAAACAAGGCUAUCAUGGUGCAAGGAUCAUCAAUGCGGACUCUAUGCAGGUCUAUGCAGGGGUGGAUGUCAUCACAAACAAGGUCCCAUUCGAGGAGAGGUGUGGUGUUGAGCAUGUGUUGAUGGAUUUCAAAAAACCAGGCGAGCAGUACAUCGUCACCGAAUGGGUCCGGGAUGCUAUAGAAGCUAUUGAUGAGGCCCACAAACAAGGUAAAAUCCCCAUCGUGGUAGGCGGAACGUCGUAUUGGAUGCAAAAUCUUAUCUUCCCGAACCGACUGGCAUCCUUUGGCCAGACAACACGGCAGGUAUCCCCCCCUGGAAUUCUUCCUCCAAUGUCCGAAGAACUGGCGCAAGCCGUGGCGUCCCUCCCACCUGAGCUGCUAGAUCUAUAUAAUGCUCUCCCUGAGCAACCCCCUUCUGCUGAGACAGAGCCGGAAGCUGCGACCUCUCUAUAUGCACUAUUAUCUAUCAUCGACCCUGAAAGGGCAAAAAGUUGGCAUUGGAGGGAUACCAGAAAGACAUUGCGGGAAGUGUGUAUCAUUCGUGAGAAUGGUCGUACGUCAACCGCCAUAUUCGCCGAGCAGGCACAAGUUAUUGUUCCACCAAGGUAUCGAACACUAUGCCUUUGGCUCUACGCCAAUACAACAGAGCUGUUUCCCCGCUUGAAUGCCCGUGUUGACCAGAUGAUAGAGCAAGGCCUUCUCCAAGAAAUCCAAGCGUUGAGAAGUGUCGCCUCACCUUCUGCAUCCUCCUUCAGCCAGAGUGAUGCAGAAGACUCGGAUGCGGAGGAUAUCGACCACACACUUGGAAUCUACCAGUGCAUCGGAUUCAAGGAAUUUUUUGAGUAUCUAAACGCAACUGCACCCUCUGAGAAGUUAUUCAACGAGGCCGUCGAACGUAUGAAGGUUGCCACCAGAAGAUACUCACGGAGGCAGAUUAGUUGGAUUCGAAACCAGAUGCUGCCUCUGGCAUACAAAGCCAACGCUCGCAGUCAAGCCGAAAGUGAGACCGUCGUAACUCCUGUGUAUCUGCUGGAUGCAACAGAACUCGGGGACACAUGGACUACGAAUGUCGGAGACGUUGCAGAACAACUCACACACGACUUUUUGAAUGACAAGGAGCUGCCAGACCCCUUCUCACUUUCCGAGACCGCUCGGCAUAUGUUAAACAUUGAAGAAAAUCUCACCAACGCAAGGCGUAAAGUGACCUGUGCACUCACUUGA
This is a messenger RNA of Sparassis crispa, 1341 nucleotides long. RefSeq names its product tRNA dimethylallyltransferase, mitochondrial. The transcript has 9 exons. Lineage: Eukaryota; Fungi; Basidiomycota; Agaricomycetes; Polyporales; Sparassidaceae. The coding region runs from base 1 to 1341 and encodes 446 amino acids. Gene Ontology annotation, cellular component: mitochondrion. Gene Ontology annotation, biological process: tRNA modification. Gene Ontology annotation, molecular function: tRNA dimethylallyltransferase activity. The record is from RefSeq and is a predicted model, not a curated record.